UGAUACCUUCAGGAUAAGAUUGCUGUUACUGAAUUCACUGUGUUAAUAACUCGACGGGAACCCAGGCAAGUAAAGCAAAUCGUAGAAGUUUUGACAGUCUAUCGCUCAGGUCGACAGCUUCAAAACAAAAUCGAAAAGUUGCAAAGUGACGCCAGAGUCCAUUUGGACGUGACUGUAAGGGUAGACGUGAAACUCAUAUCUGCCUAUGCGACCUUGCUUGAUUUAACGAUGAAGAUGGUGGCGGAUGCAAACCCCCCUGAGCUAUGGAACCAAAGUCAAAAUGGGGAAACCUUUCGCCAACAAUUUCCAGAAUAUCUACGUCGCACAGUGAAGGGGAUACAAAACAAUUCCAAAGCACUGAAACCUCCUCCUCAAAGCGUUACAGAUCUAGCACAAUCAGCUGUCAGAUCCUUCGAGGAUGCCCGGGACUUGUGUCUUAUAUCGCAACACCAUCUUGGUAGAUUUUAUGAGCAGCGUUUUCAACAUAGAGCUAGAACGGAUAAAUUACAUCCUAGAGACAAAAAGAUGAUGGCGCGAACACGUAAUAACGCAAUAGUCCGCCAGUUUGCCACACAAAACGAAGCAUAUAUAGACGCUCUGAAUGAUGCUAAGGGCGCUCAAAAUAUGAUCAACCUACUUAAUCAGUAUGUUCAGCCGUACUCCGACAGCGGGGAGCUCAAAAGUCUUGGAGGUGAGAUGAGUCUGCUAUUAGAUCGUACCAUCACUCAGAAAGACGUUGUGGAACGGAUGUUGACAGAUCACGUGCGGGGGAUGGCGAACAUGGUCAACACCUGGUUCCGGCCGGGAUUCCAUCAUCGAUUUGCCGAAAAAUUCUUGGAUAUACUGGCUCUAGCUCCCUCAUCCGAGACGAUGCUUCCAUAAAUGCGAAGCGUCCUCGCUCUUCUCUCAUGGCCUGGUACUUCUGUGC
Molecule: messenger RNA, 928 nt
Organism: Botrytis porri
Lineage: Eukaryota; Fungi; Ascomycota; Leotiomycetes; Helotiales; Sclerotiniaceae
Exons: 3
Coding region: 229-882 (217 amino acids)
Source: RefSeq, a predicted model, not a curated record